AUGUUUUCCACUAGUAGCUUUCACUGCCCAACACAAGUCUUUCACACACCUCCAGACUUAAAAAAUCUCCCACUCAAUCAUGGGCAGCAGCAGUGCAGUGACGAUCCACCGCCUUCUUCACCUCACAAUACACCGCAACCACCCACUCUUCCGCAAAUAUCUAAUGAUUCAAACCAAGAAAAUACCGAAGAGACUACUUUCUUAGGUCAUGUCCUAGCAGGCAGUUCAGUUAUCAAUGCGAGAGGGAAUGGAAACUACUUAUUGAACAAACUGAAAGAAGAUUUGAACGGCGUAAGGAAACAUUGCCUAAUGACCGCACAGACGCUCGGGGCUCAAUGGAAAUAUGAAGAGCCUCGACAACCAGAACCAAGUACAGAGUCAAAGUCAGAACCAGAUUCGCCUUUUUAUCUUGGCAAAUCACUACGUGAACCGAAAAAAAGGAAACAAAAGCCACCGAAAUCUGUCAGUGAGAAACAACGAGCGGCUCAUGAACGUGACACUGCUGCCUCUCAACCUUACUAUCUUCUUGCCCAAGUAUCUCUCGAACGUGAAUGGAUUGUUGAUGACUUAAGUGGAGUGGUUGAUAUUGAUACCCAGACCCAUAUAAACGUCAAGAAUAGAUGGGUCGAGCAAGGAAUAUGGAACUCUAGCUGGACGGAUGUUCCUGGCUUGAAAUGGAUGCACGAGGACGAACGUGAAGAUUCGAAUUCCCUUGUCGCUAACAGCUGA
Ophidiomyces ophidiicola is the source of this 729-nucleotide messenger RNA. RefSeq lists its product as uncharacterized. Lineage: Eukaryota; Fungi; Ascomycota; Eurotiomycetes; Onygenales; Onygenaceae. Bases 1 to 729 code for a protein of 242 amino acids. The transcript has 2 exons. The record is from RefSeq and is a predicted model, not a curated record.